AUGUUUCCCUCGACAACUCUUUUGAAAGAAAUUGUCAGCAUGCCGUUCAAGCGAUCCCAGCUUGGACUUUUUCAUGGCAAGACGAAACAAUACGGAAACAACGUCCCCUUUUCCAAGAAGAAGACACGGCGGACAUGGUUGCCAAAUAUCCAGAACAAACGCUUCUUCUCUGAUGCCAUGCAGAAUUUCGUGCAGGUGAAGGUGUCUACGCGGGCGCUGAAAACGAUCAAGAAGUAUGGAGGCAUCGACCAGUACGUGCUGAAGACUAAGGCGGAGUUGCUGGGCUGGGAGGGCAUGCGGAUACGUGUCAUGGUUCGUGAGCAGCUGGAGACAAACGCGCGGGCAGCCGAAAAUACUGUAGCACAGGCAUCUUCAUGA
Molecule: messenger RNA, 378 nt
Organism: Fibroporia radiculosa
Lineage: Eukaryota; Fungi; Basidiomycota; Agaricomycetes; Polyporales; Fibroporiaceae
Exons: 2
Coding region: 1-378 (125 amino acids)
Biological process (GO): translation
Cellular component (GO): ribosome; mitochondrial large ribosomal subunit
Molecular function (GO): structural constituent of ribosome
Source: RefSeq, a predicted model, not a curated record